This is a messenger RNA of Penicillium crustosum, 426 nucleotides long. RefSeq lists its product as uncharacterized. Bases 1 to 426 code for a protein of 141 amino acids. The record is from RefSeq and is a predicted model, not a curated record. Lineage: Eukaryota; Fungi; Ascomycota; Eurotiomycetes; Eurotiales; Aspergillaceae. The transcript is spliced from 2 exons.
AUGCAAAUGCAAAUCUGGACCCGCAUCUGGAGAGAGGGAAGUUACCCCGGUAGCAAGCUCUUUGAAAUCAGCAUAUGGGUUGCCAUUGAUAUCGGUAUCCGAGAUCAGACUGGCACAAAUACAGUGGCGAACACGGCCUCAAGGUGGCCUCCCAGAGAGUUUCCCUACAUAUUUACCUACCUCUCCACCACCCACCCAUCCACCCUGCGCAAGAUCCUUCACACCACGCUCCAUACCACAGGAUUCGGAUUCGUCAAGCUCCACCUCGAUUCCUCUGAUUCCGUCAAUAUCGUCGAUCCCACCGGAUCAUACACCCCGACAAACUCUAGUCUCGCACGGAAAAAGGAGCACCGCGGAAGACCAACUACACGAACGAGUAGCGAUGGUGCGAAGGCAGACAACCAGCAAUCACAUAUUCACGACUAA